UAGAAAUUAUUAGUUAUCAAACUAAAGAAAACAUCUCUUAGAUAAGCACACACAAAAACAAUAACAAACAAAAAACAUACAAAUACUAACAUUUUACUCCAUCUCAAUAUGGUUAACAAUGAACGCUGUAAGGAUCAAAUUGGCGAUAUGCGAGCCGCUGGUUUGCCUUCGGUAAUCGGCGGCAAGGAUCAUCGACUCGGUGUAUGUUUAAAUAUAGCAAAUCCCGAAGAGAAAGCCGAAUAUAUGAUAACCGCAGAAUGUAGACGAAAGAGGGCUGUAGUGACUCCACGAUCGCCCAUCAUGCCGGAAAAUAGUGUCGGCAAUCUAUUGGCCAUUGAACUCUCCAAAUCUCGUUUUGCUGCCUUUAAAGAGAAAUUCUCCGAGGAUAUGUAUUUUAAAAAGGCUAAAUUGGGUCAUGCCAAGCCGGCUGGGGCUAAGCCGGAGCAUAUCACCAAUACGAAUACAACAUUUGGUUGCUCCUCGACCAAUUCGGAGAAAGUAUAUCCCAUCAUAUUGCCACAAAAGACAGCCCAACAAAUCAAUGAGGAAUAUGCGAGUUUCCAUGAUAAAUAUAUUUUAAGUCAUAAUCAUUAUUUUCCCGCAGAGCAGGUCAAUAGAAAAUAUAGCAAAGCAUUUAAUCGUCGGGAUACCUUUGGCAAAUUUUAUGGCGUCGAUGAUAAUGGUGGCAAGGUGAAACGCUGCAUGCAACAAUGUUUCGAUCAAGUGAUUAUUGUGAGUAAAACCCAAAUGGAUUACAUUGAUCGCACCUAUGGACGUUUGGGAAAGAAGUACAAAAAAUAUCCUUAUGUAGUGCCACCCGAUAUGACCCAUGGGAUACCCACAAGCUUCUCCGAAUGUGAUGGCAAAAUGUUGAUUGACAACAUUUCUCCGUGUGUCAAUACCACCAAGCUCAUCGAUGCCUUUGGCUAUUUGAAUAUGUGGCGACAGAAUCUUCACAAACGCCAUGAUUUCCAUAUGUAUGAUUUAAACUCAAUGCUGGAGCGUCACGAUACGGAUAAGAAGGGAAAAUUGCCGUUUAAUAGGAUCAUUGAAAUUAUGCAUAAAAUGCAUUUACGCAUCGAUGGACCCAAAAUUCGUAUAGCUAUGAUUCACUUUGGCAUGCUCGAUCCAAAGAAAUCGAGCUUAGAACUGGUUGAUUACAAGCAAUUCUGUCGUUUACUCUCCAUUCAUGAGCCAUUGCCCACCACGGGAAAUAUAUCGAGUUUGCCAGCAAAUAUCUAUACAAAAGAUACAAUAUAUCGACUCUUUUGUGCUGAUCUCAAAAAGAAACCUAAUGAGGGACGAACAGAACGUAAACCGUUUCGUACAGAUGACCAGCAGGAUGAUGAUCUGGUGGGAGUCAAGGAUCUAGUUCAACCGCAAUUAUCUACACUUCUGGGCUUGGGUCAUAGUGAUUAUCAACGUCAUCGUUCGAAAUAUCAAUUGGAGAGAAUUUUCAAAAAUGUUCUCACCAGCGAUGAACUCAAUUCACUGUGGGAGAAACUUCCGAAUGAAUAUCAAAAUCAGAAUGAUAUGUUUUCUGUAAAUCAAAUACGUUCCGCAAUUGAUAAAUACCAAAUAAAAAAAGUGAAAUAAUAAAAAAUGAACAAAUAAAGUGAUUAAACAUCUUUGUUUCUUUAAGACGAAUCGGUAUUGUAGGUAUUAAAUUUCCCUUGAUUUCCCAGCCAAUUGGUUUUAGAUUUUCUCAACUGUUUUUCUAC
Molecule: messenger RNA, 1721 nt
Organism: Drosophila willistoni
Lineage: Eukaryota; Metazoa; Arthropoda; Insecta; Diptera; Drosophilidae
Product: EF-hand domain-containing family member B
Exons: 3
Coding region: 109-1596 (495 amino acids)
Source: RefSeq, a predicted model, not a curated record